AUGAGUGCUGCAUGGAGAAACAGCAUUAUCUUAACAGCCCUAACUAUUGCUAUGCAGUAUGAACAAUUGUUAAUUGUCAAGUUACUCUGCAGAAAGGUUCUGGCACUUCCACAAGAAGUGGAAAUAGCUAAUACACUAAAGAGUCAGCCUGAUGUUUUUGAUGUUUUGCUUGAUGCUGGUGUAGCAAUCUAUAGAGAUACUCUACAGACAUGGGGGCACUGCCAAAACUCCACAAGUCUCUUCAUACUUGCUUGCCAUAAAAUCAAUCUUAGCUACAAAGAUCACUAUGGCAAGAGUGUGCUACAUUAUGCAGCCUCAGGAAACCUGAAAGCUACCAGCUUUUUCAUCACCCAUGAACUUAAUUCUGAUCUUCAAGAUGGAAAAUCAAGAACCUCUUUAUACUAUGCAGUCAACAGGCUCAAAAUCUAUCAGCUAUAUAAUAGAUAG
Molecule: messenger RNA, 447 nt
Organism: Coccidioides immitis RS
Lineage: Eukaryota; Fungi; Ascomycota; Eurotiomycetes; Onygenales; Onygenaceae
Exons: 1
Coding region: 1-447 (148 amino acids)
Source: RefSeq, a predicted model, not a curated record